Molecule: messenger RNA, 1964 nt
Organism: Dermacentor silvarum
Lineage: Eukaryota; Metazoa; Arthropoda; Arachnida; Ixodida; Ixodidae
Product: connectin
Exons: 2
Coding region: 1-1686 (561 amino acids)
Molecular function (GO): protein binding
Source: RefSeq, a predicted model, not a curated record
AUGUUUACUCACUUUUGCUCAAUGGUGUUGUCAUGUUACUGUCUUAGAGGAAUGGAGAUUGACAUUAGAAGUUCUGGUAGCUUUAAAAGGUGCCACUUGUUUCUCAGAGUUUCUCGCUUUUUUCUUCUUUUUUGCUUUUGCAGCCUCUACCUAACCACAUCGCCAUGCAUUUUCGCAUUCGUCUCUGGCGCCAACUCAGCUGAUGUGGUGCCAAACCUCUGCCGCCUCAUGGACCAGCCUCUGUACUGCCGGUGCAACGUUGAAGACUUCGCGGACGAUGCCACGGACGUGUUCUGCUACGUCACCAGGCCGAUAACGCCUGACCACGCUGUAUUCCACUCUUUUCAAGGCCACGCAUCCGUCGUUUCAUUGGCCUUCAACGCGUUCAACCUCAAGCACAAACUGUCCUUCGUGCCCUCUGGUGCCUUAAGACACUGUUCUCGGCUGGAGCGACUAAAGUUCACGCAGUCAGACUUAGGCGCACUGAAGACGCAUUCUUUCUACAACCUCUCCAGGCUAGCGUGGCUUUCGCUCGAUUCGAACGCCAUAACGAUCCUGGGGGAAGAAUGUAUCGCCAACCUGCCGCGUCUAAAGAGACUUGAACUUGGUGACAACAAGUUGACAGCCGUUCCAGCCGGAUCCUUUCGUAGUCUGCCGGCCCUAACGCAGGUCUUUCUCGAGCGAAACGGGAUCAUGAACAUCGAGGACUGCGCAUUUGAGGAGCUUUCCAACGUCAGAGAACUGGACCUGAGCGACAACGUCAUCGAGAGCCUCACUGAGCAAACGUUCAAGGGCCUGUCGCGGGCGAUACGGCUCGAUUUGUUUCGUAACAAGAUCAAAAGGCUCGGAGCGCGGGUGUUCAGCGCGAUGCCCUUGCUCGUCGAGAUAGACCUCAAGUACAACGGCGUCACCGAGGUGGACCCAUUGGCUUUCGACGGCCUGCCGCAACUGAACAUCAUCUACUUGACGUACAACCGGCUUCGCACCCUUCCCGCCCAGAUGUUCAUGGGUGCCCCCAGCGUGCUGAGCGUAGACCUCUCGCAGAACGAGCUGAUCACGCUUACUUGGAGGACUGUUCAGGACUUGAGAAAAAUCGACACAGAGUCCUUCCACAUGGGCCUCAUGGGGAACAAGUUCAUCUGCGAUUGCGGUCUGGUCUGGGUGCAGCGCCUGGAGAAUGCCACGCGGAACGACAAGUUUCGGCGCGACCUGCGAGACAUCACGUGCUGCUUCGACAAUCGGCCGGCGACGACUAGCCCGAGCUGCGGAACGAAAGUGGUCGAGCUAAGUCUCACGGAGAUGCAGUGCCAUGAGGACUACGAACCACCAGAGCUGCCAUCAGCGAGACGUUAUGACAAGGACACGAAAUGGACAAAAUCUGGAAGCGCGCUAGAGGACGCGGACGACUCCAACGCCGGAAGCAAGAUCCGCCGGACGCAUCCAGUGUCCGAGCACCACCCGGAAGAAGGCGACGACCCCAUGGCUUCAGUAGGCAAGGCAGUGGAAGUGACUAACAAGGACUUGAAGGCGGCCCUCAGUAACCCGAUGGCUGCUGCCAGCGAGGUUGUAUCCAGACGCAGUAGUCCGAGGAACUCUGCCGUGGCGGCGUUCCGAUGCCUCCUAGAAGACAUGGUCUCACGUCUUUUUCUUUGUGUCAUCUUUACGUUUAUGAACAGGAUGUUCUGACAAGCAGAAUGAAAGUGUCACCGAAGUGUGACACUGACUGUGCUAAAGGUUUUAUUGUGCGCGACAAGACCACAAAUGUCACAAAACCUUGAAGGAGCCGUCGAUAUACGACACAGAUGCUCAGGGUGAGAGCGAUUACGGUGUGGCAUAAUGAGUUAAGAAAUAUUAGCCAAAUCCGAUUAGUCGGAAGGGUGCAUAGGCUCCACCCACACGCACACACAUACACAACCACACACACAAAAAAGGAAACGCUAUGUUCCACGUAUACAAGUAUCAGA